Zychaea mexicana is the source of this 549-nucleotide messenger RNA. RefSeq lists its product as uncharacterized. The record is from RefSeq and is a predicted model, not a curated record. Bases 139 to 429 code for a protein of 96 amino acids. The transcript has a single exon. Lineage: Eukaryota; Fungi; Mucoromycota; Mucoromycetes; Mucorales; Lichtheimiaceae.
GCUCGCUCAACACAAAGUAAAGAAACGGAUGCACAGCACAUAUCACCAAUACUCAGGGUCAAUCUUUAUUUCCCUUCACCCACAUCCUCUUGUACCCACGCGACUCAGCCGCUCGACUGCAGCAACAGCCCUACCAAGAUGCUGCUAUUCUCAUUAUUGUUGUUAUUCUUAUUAAUUGGUACAAGAUCCUGUAUGUUUUUUUUCGCACCUUGCCGAAGAAGAACAGUAUUGCAUAUUUGCAUGUCCUUCUUCGAUGUUUUAUUACAUUACCCCCCAGCUCUUUCGCUCUAUUUCUCUCAGUCCACUGUAAUGUUCUUUUGCUCUCGCUCGCACGAUCUUUCCAUUUCCCUCUAUUUGUCUGUUUUUACUAAUCAACUCUGGCUUUCUCUCUUCUACCCCCCGUUCUCCUAUACUCCCUCUUUCUUUUAAGAUUCUUUCGAGCCCUCACGCCACUCGUUUGUAUAAUCUUUUCUCUUUUCCUCUUCCUUCGUUUGCAUUCACAUUUAAAUCGUGCUUCUUUUCUUUUUGCUUUCCUUUGUACAUCUUUUU